This is a messenger RNA of Vespula pensylvanica (western yellowjacket), 1276 nucleotides long. RefSeq lists its product as uncharacterized. The transcript has 3 exons. The record is from RefSeq and is a predicted model, not a curated record. The coding region runs from base 159 to 1202 and encodes 347 amino acids. NCBI's taxonomy places the organism in Eukaryota, Metazoa, Arthropoda, Insecta, Hymenoptera, Vespidae.
AUGUAAAGGGAAAAAAUUUGGAUCAAAUGAAAGAUUGUAAUAAAAUUAUAUUGGCUUGAGGAUGUAAAUGAAAUGUUAGAAAUAAAUAAUUAAUAUGUAGUCAUUAUUUUCUACAUACUAUUUUAUAUUAACUGUGUAUAUUUUUCAUCUAAAACAAUAUGGAUAUAAGAAUUUUAAGGACAAUAUUGCAUAGUUGUGAAGAUGCAGAGAAGAGUAUUGAAAAGACCGAAGAAUACAAAGAUUUUCUAAAUACGGAUGCAUUUGUACCAAGAUCUGAUGUUGUAUUACGUGCCUUGUCUACAUCGUUUUCAAAUCUUCUGUGUUACAAAGUCUCCAAGGAAGCUUACCAACGUUAUUCUGUUCGUCUUCACGUUAUUGAUACAUUGCGUGAAUUAUGCCGCAUAACCGAGAGAUUUCAAUCCCUGCGUAUAUUUAAAGAUGGAGAAACGACGUUAAAAUUUGUAGAGAAUUUAAUGGACAAAUAUCUUCCAGAUGUUUUAAACGAAUGUGCGUCUAGUUACACGUUGACAUCUUUAACCGGAGCAUUGAUGUGUCUUGCAAAAUAUAAUACUCGCUUUAUAUAUUAUAUCGAAAAAAUAAUCACUAAACUUUCUUAUUUGGAUUAUACUAAUGAAAGUGAAAAGUUAUUAUGUUAUGCCAUACAUGAAAAUGCACAUCUUGGACUUAGUUUAUCCACGAUAGAAAGAAUAUAUUCUUCACAAAGGUAUAAACUAAUAGAAGAAGUGUUACUAGAUAAUUUUAUGUCGACUUGUCUUAAUAUAAAUACGGAAGCCGAUAAGGAUGGCAUAGAGAUCACACAUUCGAUAAAUGAAUUACUUGAAUUCGCAGUCAUAUCUCCGUCCAUUUUUCAAUUAAUAUGCAGCUUUUUAAAAGAAUUGUUUGUACAUUUAGAAUAUGCACCUAUGGUUUUAACAUUUAUACAAGCCACAUUGAAGCGUAUUAUCGCUUAUUGUGAAAAUAAGGAUAAAGAUAUAAUAGAUCUUUAUCCCAAAUACUUGCAUUCAUGCAUUAUUUUACUAAGAAUAGAACCACAUUAUCAUACAUUUAAUUCCAAAGCUUAUGUAUUAGAAAGAAUAACAGAAUUCUAUGAAGAAAAUAGCGAUGAUAUUUUGAUUUUACUCUCACACUUUCCUGGAUGGCUUGCAUUUGUUUCGGAUAAUCUAAUCAAUUUAAUUACAUGAACAAUUUAACAGUUUUAAUAUAUAUAUAUGCAUGUAUGUAUAUAUCUACAUAUGUAUAUAUAUAUAUAUAUAUA